Gopherus flavomarginatus (Mexican gopher tortoise) is the source of this 4048-nucleotide messenger RNA. It is a transcript of the gene SERPINF2, whose product is annotated as serpin family F member 2. The record is from RefSeq and is a predicted model, not a curated record. The coding region runs from base 1501 to 3303 and encodes 600 amino acids. Gene Ontology annotation, molecular function: serine-type endopeptidase inhibitor activity. Lineage: Eukaryota; Metazoa; Chordata; Testudines; Testudinidae. Gene Ontology annotation, biological process: negative regulation of fibrinolysis; negative regulation of endopeptidase activity. The transcript has 11 exons.
UUCCGAUCUAUCCCUGCUGGCUUUGGAAUCUAUUAGUCUAUGGGUGGAAAUGGGUGCUGCAUGUUGUGUGUGUUUGGGAGAAAGGCAGGGGGUGUAGCUGGAUGGUGGAGGCGCUAUGUGUUUGAGGGAAAGGCAGGGGAUGUACCUGGGUGGUGGAGGUGGUCUGUGGCUGUGUUUGAGGGAAAUGGGGUUGUUGGAGAGGGUUGCAAAGUGACUACUCUGCAGCCAACAGUUUCUCUGCUCUAGAAGUGACUUGAAAAGAACCAAGCCAGCUCUCCUCAUGUAGGCUGCACUGACGGAAGGGGUGCCGUUGAGCAGCCCUCUGCCUUGCCAACUUGGAGUAGGUUGUACUGCUGACCCUUGUAUCCAACUUCUACCUCAGUAUGUUCUAGAGCACCUUUCCCCCUCCCUGGCCUUUCAAAGCAGCUUCCCAACAGAACACUGACUCGUCCCAAAACAGUCUUUGGUGACAGUUUUCAGGACUGUCUUGUUUUCACCUGUUCUACCCUCCCCAACCUCUUAAGGCUUCUCCCUGUAGUCACUGCAGGGGCCAGGACCUACUCCAGGGUGUAUGUGUGUGGGGAGGGGACAGCAGCCCUCCUGCCCUCGCUCGAAGGCUCUAAGCCUAGACUCAGCUAGCACAGCCCUGGCUCAGGCCCUAUGGUCCCAUUCAAAUUCUCCACCCCUCUAGCACUCUAGUCCAACAGUGAUAGUAAUGCAUGAGGCCGCAUCACCCCCAGAGACAGGUGAGGAUCAUUAUCUCCACUGUACAGAGGGCAAGCUCAGGUCAAGGUUAUAGCGAGCCAGUGAGAGUGCCAGGAUGGAACCCAGGAUUGUGCGCUUCCCAUCAGACCAUCCUGCCAUGUUGGAGUCAGGGCUUUUCUGGUGUGCGUGUGUCAAGGGCUCACAACACUGUUGCUGGUGGGGAAACACAACUCUUCUAGGCAUGAAUCUGCUGCUGCCUUCAUGAUGUGUGGCACGGCCCAGAGGGUGUCAGCUCAGCCCAAGCUGAGGCCACUCCGCUUCCUGCUUGGACACACUGCAGCCAGCAACUUGGGCCCUGGCCAUGUGUCAAAGGGCGACAUCCCAUGUUUUCUGCAGCAGGAGGAGAGGCUGGGAUAGAUAGACUAGCAAGCCGAAGUUUCUCGCACAGAAAACUCUAGGAAUAGUGGCAGUGAGAGGAACCCAAAAGCCAUUAAAUCCCAAACCUUGGCUCUCCCGUUUGUGGCCAGGUGUAAAGGUUCUGCACUCCCCCACAGGCACAAAGGGGGAGAGACUCAAUUAGACAAAAGAUUCCACUUGUUACUUCUACUCUUGGACUUUCAGGAGUAACAUAAGCUGGUAAAAUCAGGGUCACAGCUGUCCUCGGGGUGCAGCGACCUAGAGCCCCACAGAAAAACACCAAUUCGCUCCAUCCCAGAACAAAUGUUUAACCGGAUGUACAGGGUCAAUAUUUGCUGAAAGGGAAAAAUCUUCAAAUAAGGGGUGGUGCUGAAGGUCAUGCCUGUCGCUGCCUGGCAAGCGUGGGCUGGACAAGGGGCUGCAUCUGUCCCAUGCAGAGCCAUCGGCUGGGUAGAGAGGGUGCCUGCACCAACAGAAAUGCUUAGCAAACCGAGAAAUACCGUGAUGCUGCUCUGGGGUCUGCUGCUCUGCUUGUCCACUCUGCACGAUAGCCCAGGGGUUCCUUUGGCACAUGCCCUUGAGCUGGAGACUCCCCCCUCUGACGACACUGCCCAGCAGGAGAGCCCUGCGGGCCCUGCAGCGGAAAAUGCCACCAGCAUAGAGAACCUGGAGUGGGAUCCCUCAGCACAACUGACCAGUCAGCACUCUGAAGAGGCUGGAGCCUUAGAAGGAGAUCCACAGUUAGUUCCCACCACCACUCUUCUGCCAGUAGUGGAUCCGACCCUGCCAAAUGCUGCAAAGUUGGAUUCCACCUCUGACACCUGGGAAGACAUCCAUGGGCCUACACAGCCACUUCCUACCACGACCAGCACCACCAGCCCCGGGGCUGGCCUCACAAGCUCAGAGGGCCAUCUUGUCACCAGGACAGUAGAAGAGCACAGGCAGGUGCUGGAGGGGCAAGAAGUUGAUUCCUCUGAAGAGGAGGGAGAAGGUCAAGAGAGAGGCUGUGACAUGUCUCAGGCGCAGACACACAGGCUAGCAGAAGGUCUGAUGAAAUUCACUAUCGAUCUCCUGACAGAGGUCCAGAUGGAGACCAGCAGACCCAAUGUGAUCUUGUCUCCCCUCAGCAUCACCCUGGCAUUGUCUCAGCUGGCACUAGGAGCAGUAAACCAGACGGAGAAACGCCUGCUGGAGGCGCUGCACUUGGAAUCAGUGCCCUGUCUCCACCACCUGCUGAGCAGCAUUCGCAGGCAGCUCACAGGGUCCAUGCUCAGUGUAGCUUCACGCGUCUAUCUGCAGAAAGGGUUUGAGGUUAAAGAGAAAUUCUUGGAGAACUCGGAACGAUUCUAUGGGGCAAAGCCUAUGAUCCUGUCUGGGAACAAUGAAAAUGACCUCAUAGCCAUAAACAAGUGGAUAAAGGAGGCAACUGAAGGGCAGAUAUCCACUUUCCUGGAUCAGCUCCCUGCAAGCACUGUGAUGCUCCUGCUCAAUGCUGUCCACUUCCAAGGAUUUUGGAGGCAUGAGUUUGAUCCCAGCCAGACUGGGCCAGAUGUAUUCCACCUUGAUGACCAGUUCAUAGUUCCAGUUGAGAUGAUGAAAGCUCAGAAAUAUUCCCUGAGCUGGUUUACUCUGGAUCCCCUGGAGGUUCAGGUAGCCAGGUUUCCCUUUAAGGGCAACAUGAGUUUUGUGGCCAUUGUCCCAAACCAGUUUAAGUGGAACGUCUCCCAGGUGCUGGUGAACCUCAGCCAUGACAAGCUGCACAGCCGCUUCCCCAAGGAGAAGCCCACCAUGGUAAAGAUGCCCAAACUGCAUGUAGAUUACCAGCUUGAACUCAACCAAGUCCUCAGCCAACUAGGCCUCGGGGAGUUGUUUUCCACCCCAGACCUGCAGAAAAUCACAGAUGAGCCUCUCUUUGUAUCCAGUAUCCAGCAUCAGUCCACCCUGGAGCUUGCAGAAGAUGGCGUGGAGGCAUCAGCUGCCACUAGUGUCAUGAUGUCUCGUUCACUCUCCACUUUCAGCCUCAACCAACCCUUUCUCUUCAUCAUCUUUGAGGAGACAACGGGCAUCCCACUCUUUGUGGGCAGCAUCCAGAAUCCCAAUCCCAGCGCUCCCCAACAGAAAAAAGAGCCACAGGACUCACCUACCCUGAAAAAUGCCAUCAAAAAUAGUAUCCCCAAAUAAGGGAGGAGCAGUGCCUAGGAGUCCUGGGACUGCUGCCUGUGAGACCUCUGUAGCAGGGUCUUUCUUUCCUGGCUGGGCUUCCAUCAGAAGCCCUUCUGCCCCAUCCCAGUGGGUCCCCUCUGGCAGGGCUCUCUCUAGAGCCCCUCAGCACCACUCUUGAGCAGCAGUGCUGGUAUCAAAUUGUCUUGAAUACUCAUUAGCUUCUGACAAUGUCUCUAUGCAAUUGGACAAAGACAAGAGGUGUAAAAGCUGCUCUUCCCUCUGAGCCCCUUAUGCACAUUCCUUGGUCAGGACAUUCAUCAAACAGCAGGACUUGCUUGUCACUAGAUAGGCAAAUAGCAGCAAAAUCAAAUUGAUUAGCAGCCAGUCACCUUCCCUGGGAUGUGAGUCUCAGCUACUAUUUCUGAUAAAGGUUCUGCCUAGAACAUUCCUGCCCCUGUCCAGCAGGUAUUGGGAUUUGCUGGGUGUGUGCAAGGGAGGGGGCUCAUUUCUAUCCCGAGCAGCAGCCCUUCACCUGGGAUGUUGGAGGCAUCUUUUGUAAAGUAUUUUUUAGUAAUUUUUAUGUUGGCAGAAGAAUAAAGAGUGAAACAGAUGAUGUUUGGCUGAGUUGUCACUUUGAGAGACACCCGGCGGAGACUGGAAAGGGGCACAGCAGUGCAGCAAACAGGCAGAGUAACUGCAAAGACUUGGGGGGAAAAAGAGUUACUGGGGCUUGACUGAAAGAUGGAAGGUCCUAAAGAGUCUC